Molecule: messenger RNA, 162 nt
Organism: Neurospora tetrasperma FGSC 2508
Lineage: Eukaryota; Fungi; Ascomycota; Sordariomycetes; Sordariales; Sordariaceae
Exons: 1
Source: RefSeq, a predicted model, not a curated record
AGAAUUAUAUCUAAGGAGGACGAAUAUUCAAAAUAUUAUAACUUUAAUUACAUUAAGAACCUUCGCGGCCGCCCUUAUAAUACAAUACCCUUCGCUAAUAAUCUUUAUACUCCCCAAUUUAUUGCGCUAAUUAAUAUCCAACCCCCCCCCCCCCCUCUAUAG